ACUCGGGUGGCGGAGCGGAGGAGGGGGGACAGACAACAACUCGUCCGAGCCCGGCAAGUGUUCCAGAAACGAAGACUGCGCGGGGCUCAACAGGGUGCCCCCGGUCGAGACACGAAACCUUCGUCGACGACGUUACCCUUCGCCGCCGAGUUCUGCUGCACUCUCAGCGACGCACACCCUCUUACAGGUCCUCGGACGUGGCUAAACCAGGGUGGUGUGCGUGAAUUUGUUCUGUCCUCCCCACCAGCGUUGAGGCCGCGCGACCCGGUACCAGAGGUUUGGGUGGCCUUCCCCCUGUGACGUCACUGAUGCUGAUGCGUGUUGCAGCGCGCCCCUCUGCCCUACACCCCGCCGCGCCACGCCCGCCGCCGGUACUGCAGCUUCCACCCAAACACCAUCGUUGGCGUAGCUGCGCUUCAGUGCACUCCUCUCCAACUGUCUUUGCCCGACGUGCGAUAACCACCGUAAGUCGCAGGCAGCAGGCGGUGCCACCUCUCACCAUGCCGCGGUAAGGUGCAAUAGAGAUUACUACAUUACACCUUACGCCGCGGAGGUGCUCUCUGCCCCAACUACUCCAUCCGCCUGCGGGUGCACCCGAAGAGCUCGCCGAAGCCAAACGCACCUGCGCCUCAGAGCAGGGAGAUAGAUACCAAGGUCAUCGACCCAUCCCCCAUCCCGGUACUCCAUACGCUUGCCCUGCUGAGGGAUGAUCCACGGGGCCUCUGCUCCACGUGGCUCGUUCGAGUUGGGCAAGUGUACGGGAACCCGCCCCGCUGCCUCCCGAGGACGCUGGCGCUGUAUCAACCAGGGCCCCCGCACCCUGAGCCCCCCUGAGGAAUGAACACGGGGGCCAACCCCCUCCGUGAUUGUUCAGGGCUGCGAAGGGUUCGGGAACCCACUUAGCUGACAUCUUUGGGGACACUGGGUUUGCAACUGGAAACCGGGAUCAGCAUGUAUGCUCGGCAUCGUGCCCCGGUGGAAGGGCCUGGUAAAUAGAACGACUCCGGUCGGAUCUAAUCCUUUGGGCCAAAAGUGGCCUCUCGGGUCUUCAAGUCAAGUCGUUGUGUGCCCAUAGCCGGCAUCAGCCAAGCAACGCCUUUUUAGGCCACAUUGGACAAUGUGGGCCUGGCGGCUGACGGAUUCGUUUUCGAACUGUAAUUUUAAUGUUGCGGACGUCACUCACCCUUUUCUCCAGGACUUUCCACGGCCACUGCUGCAGCUUCGCGACGCUCCGCGACCGUCGGCCUGAGCAUGGAGUGCGGCAUCUGCAUGGAGGUCUUCGACGGCGUGAAGCGGGCGCCCAAGUUCCUGCCGUGCGGGCACACGGCCUGCCUGCAGUGCCUGCGGCGGCUGCCCGACAACAGCUGCCCGACGUGCCGCCGGCACUUCACCGGGCCGCCGGAGGGACUCCCCACCAACUUCUUGGCGCUGCAGGAGCAGAAGGAGGCCAGACUUGACAGCACUCCCCGCUGCUGGUGCUCGGACUGCCGCACCGACCCGUCGCCCCGCUGCUGGGAUGAGGACCACGACGUCCUGCCCGUCAAGAGAGCCCUAAAGCGUCAGCUGCAGGACGCGCUGCCGCAGGCCGCCGAGCAGCUCCAGGGCCUCCAGGACCAGUGUCGGGAGGAGCAGGCCCUGCCCGCCCUCACCCUGCUGACCGGCGAGUCCUGGGACGUGACGCUGCGGGGCGGCGGCCGCGAGCUGACGGGGACCCUGCGGACCUCCGAGGAGCCCCUCAGCAAGGCCCUGUGCCUCCUGCUGGCGAAGAGGGCCUCGCUUACCAAGGACCGAGCUGCUGCGCGGGACCCACCAACUACAGCUGCACCCACACCAGCUGCAGCUGCAGCUGCACCCACACCACCUGCAGCUGCACCCACAACAGCUGCAGCUGCACCUACACCCCCUGCAUCUGUACCCACACCAGUUGCAGCUACACCUACACCCCCUGCAGCUGCACCCACACCAGCUGCAGCUGCAUCCACACCAGCUGCAGCUGUGCCCUCACCUCCUGCAGCAGCACCCACACCAGCUGCAGCCCCCCACGCCGCCCGGGACCCACCACCUGCCGAGGCGCUGCCCCCGCGGGACAUGAAUGUCUACAGUAUCACCUACAGUGGGCCCGACGACAAGCAGCAGGAGAAGGCCGCCGUGCUGCUGGACGCGCCGGGGGUGACCCGGCUGAUCAGGGUGCACUGCCACAGGGACCCCGCCUGGAGCCUCCAGCUGCUGCAGCGCGCCGCACCCACAGUGGAGCGGCUGGAUGUGCGCCACCCCCGCGAGGCCCACCUGCGCGCGGUGCACGCCAUGCCGCGGCUGAGGAGGCUGCACGUGCACGUGUCGUGUAAUGAUGGCGCCCUAUGGGCCAGGCCCCCCGAGCUGCCCGCGCUGCCGCCGGGACACGCCGGCCUGCAGUGGCUCAAAGUGGAGCGACUCCCCCGCGCGACGACACAGUCCCUGCUGCAUGCACACGGCGGCACGCUGGAGGAGCUGGAGCUGCGGGUGGGCACGGCGGGGAGUAGAGAGUGGCCAUACAGUUGCGGCGACCUGCACUCGCUGCUGCAGCAGAGCGGGCUGCGGGCGCUCAGGAGGCUCAUGCUGGUGAGGGAAGGGGACUGCAUCCGCGAGCCAGCCGCCUGCAGAGAGCAGCGCGCCGAGGUGCGGCGGGUGCUGCCCGGGGCCGAGGUGCGGUGUGACACGUGUGACGUGUCACGGUGUAGAAAUAGAAGAGGCCUAGGGGCGGCGAGCCUACAUACCCUCAUUUCCAUUAUUGGUAUCAUUUUCAUUAUUUUGUGUAUGUGAAAUUACUUUGGAUUGCAAUAAAAGCUUUGGUUAUCGUAAAAUUGAGCUAAAGCAAGGCCCAUUCGGCUCAUUA
Molecule: messenger RNA, 2872 nt
Organism: Frankliniella occidentalis (western flower thrips)
Lineage: Eukaryota; Metazoa; Arthropoda; Insecta; Thysanoptera; Thripidae
Exons: 5
Coding region: 1252-2799 (515 amino acids)
Biological process (GO): protein ubiquitination
Molecular function (GO): ubiquitin protein ligase activity
Source: RefSeq, a predicted model, not a curated record